AAUUUGACUCAAGAUGUCCUUGGAAAGUCUAGUUCAACUGUUUAUGCCAUUGCAUUGUUAGCCUCUAGACAGAGCUCUGCAAUAACUGGUACAUACGCUGGGCAAUACAUCAUGCAGGUGGUAAUUUGAUAGGAAACACAAAGAUUAAACUAAUGUAUGAUAUUCGUAAUCUGUCUUUACCCAAUUCCCAAUUCCCUUGAAGGGUUUUCUAAACAUGAAGAUGAAAAAAUGGCUGAGGAAUCUCAUGACUCGAUCAAUCGCAAUCACUCCAAGUCUCAUCGUGUCCAUCAUCAGUGGUUCCUCAGGAGCCGAACGACUCAUCAUAAUCUCAUCGAUGGUACUAUCAUUUGAGUUGCCAUUUGCACUCUUAUCUCUUCUCAAAUUCAGCAGCAGUCAAACAAAAAUGGGACCUCAUAAAAGUUCAAUAUAUAUCAUUGUGGUGUCAUGGAUUCUUGGUUUGCUUCGGGUAGCAAUCAACAUCUACUUCUUAAGCACCAGCUUUGUCAGUUGGCUCAUUGAUAGCAGCCUACCAGCAAUUGCUAACGUUCUCAUCAACAUCAUUGUUUUCCCUCUCAUGGCAGUGUACAUUCUUGCUGUGAUCUACUUAACCUUCAGGAAGGAGACUGAAGUAACAUUCGUCGACCUAUUGAAUUCUUCACAUGUUAACAUAGAGAGUGGUGGUUCAUUUCAAGUUGAUGGAAUGAGUAGAUCUGAAGUUGCACCCGUCAGAGAGGAUCAUGCAGAUAUUCCCCUCCCUGAUUAGAUAAUUAAGGUUCUAAUUACUUGGAUGUUGGUACUGAGUCCUUCACAAGUUAGUUCUUCUUCGGCACCAACUUCAUAUUGUUCAUUAAUUGU
Molecule: messenger RNA, 855 nt
Organism: Zingiber officinale
Lineage: Eukaryota; Viridiplantae; Streptophyta; Magnoliopsida; Zingiberales; Zingiberaceae
Product: metal transporter Nramp5-like
Exons: 4
Coding region: 215-763 (182 amino acids)
Biological process (GO): metal ion transport
Cellular component (GO): membrane
Molecular function (GO): manganese ion transmembrane transporter activity; cadmium ion transmembrane transporter activity
Source: RefSeq, a predicted model, not a curated record